AUGAGUUCACAAUCAUUAGAAGAAUACAGGUUAGAUCGUGGAUGGAUUGAUUCCAAUUAUUAUAUAACCUUCAAUCCGAAUUUCGAUAAUUUAUUCGAUGGUAAACUAUUCAUAGGAUAUUUACUACGAGAAACUCCAAUCGACUAUAUAACAUUAACUUAUUAUGAUAGAUAUGACAAUAUAGUGAUUGACUUUAAUGGUCGGCCAUUAAUCUUUACAUCGAGCUCUCAUAAAUUUGGACACCUUAUAGAAUCAUUACCAAGAGAAACUAAUUAUUAUUACAUUAAAUUUAUUUUUAACUUACAGUCAAACUCUGGAUUCGAUCCAGAUAAAGUUUUCUUUCAUUGUUCACAAUCGACAACAUCAACAUCAAUAGCAACGCCAAUAGCUACAUCGACAACAGAUUCAACGAUGGAAUCGACAAAAGAUUCAACGAUGGAAUCCACAGCACAUUCAACGAUUGAACCGACAGCUGUUUCAACACUUGAAUCGACAACAGAUUCAACGCCUGAAUCAACAGUACAUUCAACGAUUGAAUCGACAACAUAUUCAACGUCUGAAUCAACAAUACAUUCAACGAUAGAAUCCACAGCAGAUUCAACGCCUGAAUCGACAACUGAUUCAACAAUGGAAUCGACAACCGAUUCAACGCCUGACUCAACAGCACAUUCAACGAUUGAAUCGACAACACAUUCAACGAUACAAUCCACAGUAGAUUCAACGUCUGAAUCGACAACUGAUUCAGCGAUGGAAUCGACAACACAUUCAUCAACGGAACAUUCAUCAACAGAUUCGUCAACAGAUUCAUCAACACCGAGUUGCUUUUUUGGUGGUGAUCAAGUUCGUCUGGUUAAUGGUGAUAUAACAACAAUUAGUGAACUUCGUUCAGGUAUGAAAGUUUAUUCAAUGAAUAAUCGUGAUAAAAUAGUGGAAGAUGAAGUUAUAAUGAUGCUUCAUCAUGAUCCAGAUGGAACGGAUUUAUUUUGUGUUAUCGAAACAAGUGAUCCUAGAUAUAAGUUAUCUGUUACUUGUGAUCAUUAUGUGGCAGUUAGUGAUGGUUCAAAGACACAAUAUUUGAUGUCAAAUCAUGUAAAAUCAACUGAACAUUUUGUUUAUGUACAAAAUGAUCUCAACCAUCAACUUGAGCUUGUCCAAGUUAAAAAUGUGAUCCGUCUAUAUAAAACUGGAUUAUAUAGUUUAACAACAAAUGAAGGAACAUUAGUUGUUAAUAACAUUGUUGCAUCAUGCUAUAGUAAUGUUACUUCAAUUACAACUGCACACAAUAUUUUAGGAUUAUUUCGAGUAUAUUAUCGCGUGGCUAAAUGGUUUUCUGUUGAAGAACCAUUUAAAAUGCGAACAAAUGGAAUACCAAAACCUACAGGAAUAAUUGUUUUACAAACAACAACACAGUAUCAUACUGCAUCUCAUCGACUUGAUGAUGAACAUCAAGUUUAA
Molecule: messenger RNA, 1455 nt
Organism: Adineta steineri
Lineage: Eukaryota; Metazoa; Rotifera; Eurotatoria; Adinetida; Adinetidae
Source: the annotation of a GenBank genome assembly